This is a messenger RNA of Elephantulus edwardii (Cape elephant shrew), 2117 nucleotides long. It is a transcript of the gene SLC44A1, whose product is annotated as solute carrier family 44 (choline transporter), member 1. The transcript has 11 exons. The coding region runs from base 569 to 1909 and encodes 446 amino acids. The record is from RefSeq and is a predicted model, not a curated record. Gene Ontology annotation, biological process: choline transport; transmembrane transport. Gene Ontology annotation, molecular function: choline transmembrane transporter activity. NCBI's taxonomy places the organism in Eukaryota, Metazoa, Chordata, Mammalia, Macroscelidea, Macroscelididae. Gene Ontology annotation, cellular component: plasma membrane.
UUUUAAUUUUCAAAUCGCUUAUGGCAAAAUUUAUUUUCAGUUGAAUUAAGUAUAUGUUUGUAAAUCUUGUCAUCACCCCUUGACUGAUAGAUGUAUAGGCCACAGAGUUUAAGUGUCUGGUUUUGCUUUUGGUGGUUAUGUGUGUGUGUGUGUGUGUGUGUGUGUGUGUGUGUGUGUGUCUCUUUUCAGACGGGGAGGGUAAUGUCUUCUGUUGGGACGUGUGCACUCCACCCUCAUGGUAAGGCUUGUGGGAAGAUCUGCAUCCCUGCCCAUUACGGUCAUCCUCAUAGCAUCUAGCGCCUCACAGCUCUUAGUGCCCAUAGUGACGUGUGGAGGGUGGAGUGUAUUGCAACCAUUAUCCACCUUCCAUUUGUGUGUUUGAUGUGGCAUUUAUAUUACGUAGGAGUAAUUUUUUUUCUGAUUUUUUUUUUCUUGUGUCACCAGUGCACCUAUUCCAUUCUUCCAUCGCUGUGCUCCUGUGAACAUUUCCUGCUAUGCCAAGUUUGCAGAGGCCCUGAUCACCUUUGUCAGUGACAAUAGUGUCUUACACAGGCUGAUUAGUGGAGUAAUGACCAGCAAAGAAAUUAUAUUGGGACUUUGCUUGUUAUCACUAGUCCUGUCAAUGAUUUUGAUGGUGAUCAUCAGGUACAUAUCAAGAGUGCUUGUCUGGAUUGUCACAAUUCUGGUCAUACUGGGGUCACUUGGCGGCACCGGUGUUCUGUGGUGGUUGUAUGCUAAGCAAAGACGAUCUCCCAAAGAAAUGGUUCUCCCUGAGCAACUCCAGAUAGCGGAAGACAACCUUCGAGCCCUGCUUAUCUAUGCCAUUUCAGCGACAGUCUUCACUGUUAUCCUGUUCCUGAUAAUGUUAGUUAUGCGCAAACGGGUUGCUCUCACCAUUGCCUUGUUCCACGUGGCUGGCAAGGUCUUCAUUCACUUGCCACUUCUAGUCUUCCAACCCUUUUGGACAUUCUUUGCUCUUGUCCUGUUUUGGGUUUACUGGAUCAUGACACUUCUUUUUCUUGGCACAACUGGCAGUGCUGUUCAGAAUGAGCAAGGCUUUGUGGAGUUCAAAGUGUCCGGACCUCUCCAGUACAUGUGGUGGUACCACGCAGUGGGACUGAUUUGGAUCAGUGAGUUCAUUCUGGCUUGUCAGCAGAUGACAGUCGCAGGAGCCGUGGUAACGUACUAUUUCACUAGGGACAAAAGGAACUUGCCAUUUACUCCCAUUUUGGCAUCAGUGAAUCGCCUUAUUCGUUAUCACCUUGGUACUGUGGCAAAGGGAUCGUUCAUUAUCACGUUAGUCAAAAUUCCACGGAUGAUCCUUAUGUAUGUUCACAGUCAGCUCAAAGGGAAGGAAAAUGCCUGUGCUCGAUGCAUGCUGAAAUCUUGCAUUUGUUGCCUUUGGUGUCUUGAAAAGUGCCUAAAUUAUCUAAAUCAGAAUGCAUACACAGCCACAGCUAUCAACAGCACCAACUUCUGCACCUCAGCAAAGGAUGCUUUUGUCAUUCUGGUGGAGAAUGCUUUGCGAGUGGCUGCCAUCAACACAGUGGGGGAUUUUAUGCUCUUCCUAGGCAAGGUGCUGAUAGUCUGCAGCACUGGUCUGGCUGGGAUCAUGCUGCUCAACUACCAGCAAGAUUACACAGUCUGGGUGCUGCCUCUGAUCAUCGUCUGCCUCUUCGCUUUCCUGGUCGCUCAUUGCUUCCUGUCCAUUUAUGAAAUGGUGGUGGAUGUGUUAUUCUUGUGUUUCGCCAUUGAUACAAAAUACAAUGAUGGGAGCCCUGGCAGAGAAUUCUACAUGGACAAAGUGCUGAUGGAGUUUGUGGAAAACAGUAGGAAAGCAAUGAAAGAAGCUGGUAAGGGAGGCGCUGCUGAUGCCAGAGAACUAAAACCGAUGCUGAGGAAAAGGUGACUGGUCUCCUGAGCCCGGAAGAAUGGACUCUGAGGAGGUUGUUUACACUCGGUUCUCCCACUCACCAGCUGUUGAGAAUCUGUGGAUGAAAGAGCAGGAUCUUAUUACUUCAAUGGGAGCCUGAGAGAAGGUUCUCAAACCACUAACAGCCAGGCGGGUUUGGUAGAGUGGGACUGCCUAACAAAUAAUUAGUCAGAAGCAUUUGAUA